UGCUUUUUUUUAUAUAAUAAAGAACUCAACAUGCAACAGCAACAGCAUAUAGCAAGUUGAAAAUGGCGGGAGUUCAAUUAAGAGACGAACAUGGAAACCCAAUCAAACUCACUGAUGAAUUCGGUAAUCCAGUUAAGUUAACUGAUGAACACGGCAACCCUAUCCACCUUACGGGUGUAGCAACCACCACCCCUCCAACUUCCACAGGUUUUGGUUUUGGAACCUAUGGUGCCGGUGCUUACGGUGGUGGUGCAACCACACAUCCGACAACGGUGUCAGAUCUAAUCUCCACUGAACCAGCCAGACACCAUCCCACCGAUCAGGCUGCAGGAAGACUUCGUCGCUCCUCCAGUUCAAGCUCUAGUUCUAGCUCUUCAGAGGAUGAUGGGCAAGGAGGGAGGAGGAGGAAGAAAAAGGGAGUGAAGGAUAAGAUUAAGGAGAAGGUUCCAGGUGUGGGCAAAAAGGAGCAUUCACAGACAACUACAACUACUGUUCCAGCUGCUGCUGGUCCCCACCCAACUGCAACGGCAACUCAUCACCCAGCUGAGCCAACUGAUCAGAAGAAGGGUAUACUUGAUAAGAUCAAAGAAAAAUUGCCUGGCCACCAUUCCCACUGAUCAACCUACCUACUUAUAUAUCAAUCUAUCUAUGUCGUUUGUGUCUAUGAUUACUAGUAUAUACCGUACUAAUGAACUUUGAAAUUGUGCUUUAUAUUAUGUGUUGUAUAAAGACUAUGUGAUUUCAAUAUCUUCUUAAAUAUACGUACUAUUAUGCAAGAA
Molecule: messenger RNA, 779 nt
Organism: Cicer arietinum (chickpea)
Lineage: Eukaryota; Viridiplantae; Streptophyta; Magnoliopsida; Fabales; Fabaceae
Biological process (GO): cold acclimation; response to abscisic acid; response to water deprivation
Cellular component (GO): cytosol
Source: RefSeq, a predicted model, not a curated record